This is a messenger RNA of Antechinus flavipes (yellow-footed antechinus), 8349 nucleotides long. It is a transcript of the gene SIK2, whose product is annotated as salt inducible kinase 2. Lineage: Eukaryota; Metazoa; Chordata; Mammalia; Dasyuromorphia; Dasyuridae. The transcript is spliced from 15 exons. Gene Ontology annotation, molecular function: protein serine/threonine kinase activity; tau-protein kinase activity; ATP binding. Gene Ontology annotation, cellular component: cytoplasm. The record is from RefSeq and is a predicted model, not a curated record. Gene Ontology annotation, biological process: intracellular signal transduction; protein phosphorylation; microtubule cytoskeleton organization. Bases 134 to 2896 code for a protein of 920 amino acids.
GAGCGAGCGGAGCCGCCGCCGCCGCCGCCGUAGCCGCCGCUGUCGAGCCCGAGCCGGAGCCGUGUCUGCGCCCGCGUCUGCCCGCCCGCCCGCUUGUCCUCGAGUCCGCCCGUGUCCAGCAGCGGGGCCCAGCAUGGUCAUGGCGGAUGGCCCGAGGCACUUGCAGCGCGGGCCGGUUCGGGUGGGGUUCUACGACAUCGAGGGCACGCUGGGCAAGGGCAACUUCGCCGUGGUGAAGCUGGGGCGCCACCGCAUCACCAAGACCGAGGUGGCAAUAAAAAUCAUAGAUAAAUCUCAGCUGGAUGCAGUGAAUCUAGAGAAAAUCUACAGAGAAGUACAGAUAAUGAAAAUGUUAGAUCACCCUCACAUAAUAAAACUCUACCAGGUGAUGGAGACCAAAAGUAUGCUGUACCUUGUCACUGAAUAUGCCAAAAAUGGAGAGAUUUUUGAUUACCUUGCAAAUCAUGGCCGUUUGAAUGAGUCUGAGGCAAGGCGAAAAUUUUGGCAAAUUCUUUCUGCAGUAGAUUAUUGUCAUAGUCGGAAGAUUGUGCACCGUGACCUCAAGGCUGAAAAUCUGCUGCUAGAUAACAACAUGAACAUCAAAAUAGCAGAUUUUGGCUUUGGAAAUUUCUUUAAGAGUGGUGAACCACUGGCUACAUGGUGUGGCAGCCCUCCUUAUGCAGCCCCAGAAGUUUUUGAAGGACAACAGUAUGAAGGACCACAACUGGACAUUUGGAGUAUGGGAGUAGUUCUUUAUGUCCUUGUCUGUGGAGCUCUGCCUUUUGAUGGACCAACUCUCCCUAUCCUGAGGCAAAGAGUUCUGGAAGGAAGAUUCCGGAUUCCAUAUUUCAUGUCAGAAGAGUGUGAGCAUCUCAUCCGAAGAAUGUUGGUCUUAGAUCCAUCUAAGAGACUGACAAUAGCCCAAAUAAAAGAACACAAGUGGAUGCUGGUGGAAGUUCCUGUACAGAGACCUGUUCUUUAUCCACAAGAGCAGGAAAAUGAGCCAUCUCUUGGGGAGUAUAAUGAGCAAGUCCUGCGGCUAAUGCAUAGCCUUGGAAUAGAUCAGCAGAAAACCAUGGAGUCUUUGCAGAACAAGAGUUAUAACCACUUUGCUGCUAUCUAUUACUUGUUGGUGGAAAGGCUGAAGUCUCACCGCAGCAGCUUCCCUGUGGAGCAGAGAGUUGAUGCCCGCCAGCGUCGGCCCAGCACUGUCGCUGAACAAACAGUUGCCAAGGCACAAACUGUUGGUCCCCCAAUGACCAUACGUUCACAGAACAUGAGACUGUUGAGGUCCCCCAUCCUUCCUCAAACAUCAAAUGUGGAGGCCUUUUCAUUUCCAAAUUCUGGAUGCCAGGCCGAGGCAACAUUUAUGGAGGAAGAACGAGUUGAUACACCAAAGGUGAAUGGUUGUCUGCUGGACCCAGUGCCCCCCAUAAUGAUGAGAAAAGGAUGCCAAUCUCUGCCAAGUAAUAUGAUGGAGACAUCUAUCGAUGAAGGAAUAGAGACAGAAGGGGAGUCGGAGGAAGACCCCAGCCAUACAUUUGAUGCUUUCCAAUCAACACGCUGUGGGCAGCGACGUCACACACUAGCAGAAGUGACCAAUCAGCUAGUCAUGAUGCCCGGAACAGGAAAAGUCUUUUCUGUGAACGACCACCCUUCCUUGGGCAGUGUGGAUUCUGAGUAUGACAUGGGAUCCAUUCAGAGGGAUCUGAACUUUCUAGAGGACAAUCCAUCCCUGAAGGACAUCAUGUUGGCCAAUCAGCCCGCUCAUCGCCUGACCCCUCCUUUCAUAAGCAUACGGCCGGCCAACCCAGCCAUGCAGGUGCUGAGCUCCCAGAAACGAGAGGCCCACAACAGGUCCCCAGUGAGCUUCAGAGAAGGCCGGCGGGCAUCAGAUACCUCUCUAACACAAGGACUUGUAGCAUUUAGACAGCACCUUCAGAACCUGGCUCGAACCAAAGGAAUUCUUGAACUGAACAAAGUCCAGUUGCUUUAUGAACAGAUGGGGUCAGAUGCAGAACCUAGCUUAGCAUCAGCAGCUCCUCAGCUCCAAGAUCUUGUUAGCAGUGCCUCACAGGAGGAAGCCACUCAGCCACAGGAAAACACCUCUGUUUUUUCUAAUAGUGUGCAUCCACAACUGUCUAGACGGCAAAGCCUAGAGACUCAAUACCUGCAACAUAGACUCCAGAAACCUAGUCUCCUGUCCAAAGCACAGAAUACCUGCCAACUUUACUGUAAGGAUCCUCCCCGAAGCCUGGAGCAGCAGCUGCAGGAGCACAGGCUCCAUCAGAAGCGCCUCUUCCUCCAGAAGCAGUCCCAGCUGCAGGCGUACUUUAACCAGAUGCAAAUAGCAGAGAAUUCCUACCCCAGGCCAAACCAGCAGCUGCCACUUCCCCAUCAGGAGCAGCUCUCCAGUCCUCCGCCUCAACCCACCCAGCCGUCCCAGUUCAGCUUGGCCCAGUCGCUGAGCCCAGUCCUGGAGCCUUCCUCCGAGCAGAUGCAAUAUGACCCCUUCCUCAGCCAGUACCAUAAACUGCAGCUACAGCCCUUGCCCUCCUCCCAGGUUCCCAGCUCCCCACCUCCGCUGUCCUCCCCGCUGCAGCAGCAGCCGCCACAGCCGCCAGCAGCGCCUCCCCCCUUAGCAUUCUCUUAUCAGACUCGUGAGCUGGCAGGUGCUGCCCCCCCUGAGCCAGACUAUCCGACCCCCUGUCAGUAUUCCAUGGACCCAGCUCAGCAAAGCAAUGUAGCGCCUCCAGACUCUCCCAGGAGCUCUGGGCCAACGGAGUCCCCCUCCAGCUAUGAUCCGUUAGCACUCUCUGAGCUGCCUGGACUCUUUGAUUGUGAAAUGAUGGAGGCUGUGGACCCCCAGCCCAGUGGCUAUGUCCUUGUGAAUUAGCCCCAGCACGCACAGUGUUCAUGUCAGGAAGCGGGGCAAAGGAAAAGAGUGUGAAUUUUUGUUUUUAUUCCAACCUUGAAAUUCACAGCUUAUUUUCCUGCAUUUCCCCCGGUGGGGAAAUGUCAAGUUGCCCAACUGGAACCAUCGGGGCCUGGCUGAGGCUGGGUGGUUAAGUUCAGCUGGCUUGUCCACAGGAGCUUCAGAGCAGGUACUGAACGUAGUUGUUAGGCUGAAGAUCGUGCCCUUUGGGCAGAUGGAGCGAACUGGAAGGAGUCUCAGCAAACAUUUUUGUGGGAAGAAAGGAAUUCACGACUUCAUUUUAUACCAGGCUAUACCAGUCAGUUAUCAAGGGAAACCUGGCAAAAGCAAGAAUGUGGCAUGGCCUAUUUCCUGGCAAUAAAAGCAAUAUAUUUUUCUCUGAAAUAAAGCAACAAAGUGUUAGGCGCUAAAAGGAAAAUCAAGAAUGCUUGUGGAUUGUGGGUACACAGGUGAUUUUUAAAGAAAGUGGUAUUGUGGCAUUGAAUUGUGGUGUGAUGAGCUUUGUUCUUUGACUAAUAAGUAAUAAUAGUAUUUCACCAAUGUUGGGAGAAGCUAGAGAUGAACCCCAAGGUGGGCAACUCACCUCCCCGUAGCCGGAAGUGGCACAUCUCAGAGGCGGCGACCCCGCAGAGAGGGACCGGGCCUGCCGGGCUCGGGCCUUAAGGACUGCUGUGCUGUCAGAGCCCUGUUCUCCAGAGGCAUCCUCUAUUUCACAGAAAAGAGAAGCACCCGCAACAUCACGAAGGCCAGCCCUGCGCUGCAGGAAGGGCGAUUCUCGCACAGCCCCUUUGGGAGGCUCCUGGGUCUCUUAGAAAGUAAUAGCUGUACUUUAAAUUUACACUCUCCAUCACUAGUGGUUUAUUAAGCUUUGUUUGUCGGACAGCGGUGUGGGGUUUUAGCACACAUUAAGGACAGGCCAAGUUGGCGCAGCCGCCCCGUGGAGCGGUGGCGGCCCCACGCUUUCCAGCUUCUUCCGUGGACAGCAGCGCCCCAUCAUAUCCAUGCUGAAUCCAAAGUCAUGUCGGGGGGGUGUUCCACCAUGUGGGAUACAGAGGCUCACCUCCUCUGCCGCUCUGACUUGCUUAUUGGCUUGAAAUGUUGAACGUAUGACAGCAAUAUUCAAAGAACUCUGGAUGUGGUAACCUUUUCACAGCAGACCAUCUGCCAGUCACUUGACAUUCAUUAGUAGAACUUAACCUCACCUCAGACCUUAGAAUUUAUCAAAAAUGAGUCAAAAGCAGCUGCGAUUGCAAGUUUCCUGUAUACCUAGAAUUAGCCAUUACUCAUGUGGACAGUGUCAUCCAAGUGUUAGAAAUUCAGUAUUAAUUAUGAGGAGUAAUUAGCCCUGUCCUCAGAGUGGCUGCUCCCAAACAGAGCACAUGAGCCCCCCAACACAAAGAUUAGGGAUUCUGCUAUAAUACAUCGAGAGGCCUUUUUUCUUUGUCACAAAGUCCCACAAGAGGAACAAAUAAGGGAUGGAAAUCGAGGAUACCAUUUAGACCGCCCCAGCCUACUUCCCCCUCCACAGUGGUUGGCUCAGUAGGGUCAGCUCAUCUAUCAUCGUGUGCUUAACCUUCUGGGCCAGGUGGACAAAGAUAAGUGGCCCUGACAGAAAAAAGGAUAGAAGCAAUUAGAAUAAUCUUGUCAUAACUAGAAAAAACAACUAGUCUUCAUUUCUCUAGAAAAUGUGUGCAGGGAGGCAGGGUCUUUACACUCAAGGCUUGCAUAUGUCCAUAGAAUUGGCAAAGGUGAUCAGAGGUGCUUCUGGAUAGGACUACCUAGAGGUUGUCACAUUUUAAGAUUCCACAGAACUUAAGCCAGAAGGAAGAAAAAUUUGACGUAAAUAGCAACAGUUGCCUUACAUUGCUUCCUGAUUUGCUAGAUGACAUUCAUUUAUUUUAUUCAUUGUGUUCUAAGAUAUUGAUCUCUAAUUGCUUCAAGUCUGCAAACAGUUGUGGAUCCUAAAUGGCUUGAUAUGUUUAGAUUGAAGGAUGGAUGUGUUUUCAAAGAUGUACUAGUGUUGUUCUCUGGUGUUUAUGAAAUUGAAAUACUUUCCAUUUUGAACAUAGGAACCAUUUCAAAAGCAUAGCAAUUCUGUUGAUUACAGAAUUAUAUCUGUUCUUUCUCCAUAUCCUUUUCACUCUGACUAAAUCUCUCCAGAGGCCAUUUGAGUAGCUGACUGUCCCAAAGAAUCAACAUGGGAUCACAGGGCACUAAAGACACCCAUUCAAUGGAAAAAGAAGUGGAGAAGUUAUUCUGAGAUUUAAAGAUCCGAGAGACAGGGGAGAGACAGUGCAACAUUCAACAAUAUGGGGCCUGAGAGUAUUACCAAAUAACUGAACUUGGCAGCAGAGCCUUUCCUACCUAGCUGGUCUUUGUAAACCAAAUACCAGUGUUUCAGGGAGAGAUCAAUAAAUUCCUAUAACAAUCUGUAUUUACCGAUGUUUCAGCUGAUAAGCAGGGAAGAUUCUUCCUACUGUUGGUUAGCUCUACAUGAUUUAGGUCAUUUGCUCUGUUCCUUAAUCAGUGACCUGUAAACUCCAUAUAGUUUUCUUUAAACAAAUACUAAAAUAACACUAAAAGGACAUAGUACCACUGUAUAUUGAUGCUACUUUGAAAUAGCUGCUUCUGUUUGCAUCUGUUUGACAUUAGCAGAGUGUACACUACUGUAUAGUAAUUUUUAGCUUCAUUAUCUUGUAAUAAGAGAUGCCUCUGAAGAAACUUUGGUGAGAUGUAUAUGGGGUAAAAAUUUCACAUGGAGGAAAGUGCAAUAUGUGUGUGGUACAUUCUUUUAAGUUUUUUUUCUUUUAGAUCUUGGGGAUUAGUCUUUUGCUUUGGGGAAAAAAAUGGCACCACUAUUGAGGUGCAUUUGUCUUUAGUAUUUACUAAAUAUGAUAUGCUAGACCCUGUAAAGCAAUUACAGUGUAUUUCUAAAUAAAGAAAGAGGACAGAUCUACUUUUAAUUCGGUGGUGGCUCAGCUGCACACCAGCAGGCCCAGAGUCGGCGCCCGCUCUGCCCCCUCCUUUCAAGCAUUACUUUCCUGCCAUUUAUGACUUUAAAAGAUGGACAGAGGACAAAAUGGAUGUCUUCCCUGGUAGCCUUCCUUAUCUAAGUAACAGAAAACACUUGGACUAUCACCAAGAGAGAUAUGAUUCAGUAUAAACCAUUUUACACCCAGGACCUCUGCCUCAUACCUUACCCCCAACUUGAUGGGGAUGAAGGAGGAGAGAAAUUGAAACCAUCCCUUUUGGUACCUUUUCCCCCUUGGAAACAAUUGACAGAAUCAAGUAAGUGUUGGAGAGGGAGGAUGCUUUUUAGACUAUACAUCAAAACAUUAUUUAGGGGAUUGAGCGGAUCCAAGGCUACGAUUAAAACAUGGACUUUUUUCCCUUUUAGCUUCAUGAUUAGUAGGUAAUUCCCCUCCUGAAAUCAGUUACUGAGAAAGCAGCCUGGAGCACAACAUGGCUGAUUUGGAACAACCUACUGAAUACUAGUAUUAUAUGGACCCAUCGAUUAGUUAUAAUAAUAUUGGCCUCGGAAGAAAUCACCAUUCAGAAUGAGGUAGUAACCCUCUUUUUUGGUGGUUAAGAACCUGUACUAGAAGUUACCUUUGUACUACUGCAAAUUACCUUAGAAUCAUAAGAUUUUUGGUUUUUGGCACUAAAUAUGGCUCAUCCCUAAAUCUUAAUUUAAUCCCUAAAAUUAAAGAAAAAAUACUUAAUAUUACUUAGAUUCUGGGAUAAAGAUAAUGGUAUAUUAUUCCCAACAUUUCCAGUUUAGUCCUGCUGCAAUUGGUUAAACUCAUUUAUAGAUAGACUCAUUGACACAUCCCUCAGGUAGGUGUAGAAUUAUGGAAAAUAUUAUUUCCUUGAUGCAAUUUUCUUUAGAUGUCAUCAGAGCAUCACAAUCAAACUACCUACAUUUUAGGCUCCUAAUGCUUUCUGCAUGCUGUUCAGAAGUCAUUGUCAAACUCUUCUACUUUAGCUCACUGUUUAAAAUAAGUUCAUGCUCUGAAUAACUUACAUUCCAAACCUGAUGAGUCAUUAACUUUUAAAAAGCAACACUGAUGUAAUUUACCAAUAUUGGUUUUACAAGUCUAGUACAAUUUGGAAAGCUUAGUUCCCAAUUUUAAUCUUUCUUGUUCUCUACUUCUCACUUACUUAUACGUCAGAGGUGGGGAAAGAGAUAAAUAUUAGGAUGGAAUAAUGCUGUCUGCAGAAUUCAUUGCUCCCUCUCUACUUUGGGGACUAUCAUCUCAUUUCAAAAAACUAACUCAGAGGCAGAUAAUAUCUCUUCUGAGACAUUCAGUGAUAUUAAGCAGAUGAUCAUCCAUGAUGAAUGAGUAUAUAGCAUGAUUUUAAAGAGGUGAUUCAUUUAUUUAUUACAUCAUUAAGAUUCCCUGGUUUGGCCUAUGUGAUCCUGUCUGAAGUCAGAGGGGUGGAUUCAACACUUCUCAACCCCUCCCAAUUCUGGAUACCAUGUCUUCACCCUCCUGUAUGUCAUCCCGUAUUCUUGUUCUGCUACAUUUUCUCCUAAGACAACGUUCCUGUAACUUGACUGUCUUUAAAAUUGUCCUGUUAAAGUUUUAGAGAUUUUAACUGAGGAAUUUUAAACUUCAGCUAAAAAAGGUUUCAAACCCACACUUCUUCAGACAAGAUUCCCCACUACUGAUAAGAUGUUUUGGGGAAUAAAAAAAAAAAAUAAAUUGCUUUGAUUGGACUAAAAUGUCACAUCUUUUGCAGAAAAGGAUGUUUUAAAACAGGUAAAAAUACAUGGUAUCAUCUAGAAAAUGGUCCUAAAUAACAGUAUUAAAUUGACUAAAGUCAUUCAAAGGGUUUACCACUAUAUUUAAACAUGGUCUGAUAUCUAGAUAACAUUCAAACUAUAUCUAAAUUGAAUUGAUUUUUCACCUAAUCUAAGGCAGUUUUAGUAGAAACAAUACACAAUUGUUGGCAAAAUAUGAAGUCAUAUGAUGGAAAAGGAAGAAUCCAGCAAGAAUUAUAUGCUACUUUCUCUACUGCAAUAAAAAAUAAAAAAGUUUCUCUUUAUGGAAAAGGACAAAAUAAGCAGCUUUUAUUUCUGAAGGUGAUGAUUGAUUAUUUUUAGAGCUGGUUUGUGAAAUUUUGAUUGAUUAAAUAUUGUCUAAUCAUGAGUUUUCCUUUCUUCAGUUUAGGUUUUUAAAUUUUUUGAUGAGUAUUGAUUUGAGAUCUUGAAAGCAAAUCACAACUCUAAUGUAAAAAAAAAAAAAAUUAAAAUGUAUUCCUCAUCACCACUCAGUGUUAGGAAAUUGUUGAAAAUGCAGUGAUCUUUGUACCAAAAGGUAAUUUAAUGGGGUUAUUUCCUGCAAGGAAAAUGUUUUUUUGUGUAAUCCCUAUUGAAUUAACAGAAAAUAAAGGCAACAGUGUUUUUAUUA